This is a messenger RNA of Myodes glareolus (Bank vole), 1747 nucleotides long. The record is from RefSeq and is a predicted model, not a curated record. NCBI's taxonomy places the organism in Eukaryota, Metazoa, Chordata, Mammalia, Rodentia, Cricetidae.
UUAGCUAGAAGCUGUACAGGUGGCUAAAGGUGGAAUCCUAACAGCACCUACCAAGAGCUCUUUGCCAUGUCAGACUACCAUUGGUUUGAAGGAAUAGCUUUCCCUGCAUUAGGGUAUGAAAAAGAAAUACUUGAAGAAAUCGGUGAUAAAUUUGUGGUUAGAGAUGAAGACACAGUCAUAUUGACUUAUCCCAAAUCAGGAACUAACUGGCUGAUUGAGAUUGUCUGCUUGAUUCAGACCAAGGGGAAUCCCAAGUGGAUUCAAUCUGUACCCGUCUGGGAACGCUCACCCUGGGUAGAAACUCCAAUAGGAUAUCAAAUGUUAGUCAAUCAGGAAGGACCACGCCUCAUCAGCUCUCAUCUUCCCUUCCAUCUUUUCCCCAAGUCUUUCUUCAGUUCCAAGGCCAAGAUGAUCUAUGUCAUCCGAAAUCCCAGAGAUGUUCUUGUGUCUGGUUAUUUUUUCUUUCAUAAGACAAACCUUAUUAAGAAUCCAGAGUCUCUGAUGAAUUAUUUUGAGUGGUUCCUCAAAGGAAAUGUUUUAUAUGGAUCAUGGUUUGAGCACACCCGUGCCUGGCUGUCCAUGAGAGAAAGGAACAACUUCCUGCUUUUGUGCUAUGAAGACCUGAAACAGUACAGGUGCAGGAACUGUUCCCAUCUGGAUGGAACUCCUCAGCACAGAAACAGGGACACCACUGACAAAAGGGCAGCCAUGGUGGGGGUGAUCAGGGUCAAGUGGAACACAGAAGUCCCUGCAGCAGAAGCUCAAGGUACCCUGCACUUUCUUGAGGGAUCCUUCUCGCCUGCCUGGCUGGCAGACCCUCACCCCUCUGGGUGGGUCUCCUUAGUGCAAGAACAGGAACUGUUCCUGGGCCAAGGACUUUGCAGACAACAGGGAAGGCUUGGGGGAAGCAGGGUCAUUUGUAAUAGAGAAGCCUCUGCCUAUAAAAUGUCUUAAACACAGGUAGAAGCAUGCAUGUAUACAAUCUGACAAAAUAACUUAGCAUAGGUAUACAAAUAUACAGAUAAAUAUACAGUUAAGCAGAAAUCAGACCAUUUUCAAAAAAACAAAUAGAAUUUAAACUUAUAUCAAUAAACAAAAAUCUAUACCAAUGUAAAUUGUCCAUAAAUAAUAGCUCACAAGUAUUCAUUCUAUUAUUCACUUUGAUUAUUAUUAGUAUGAGUAAGUUCACACUAAUCUACAUAUCCCAGUCUAUUUUCCUUCUUUAUUUUUUUUUAGACCUCUGGGGCUACAUAAUUUCUACCCCAAAUCCCAACCCUAAAUGAGUAAUAAUCUUCCCCCAAUUAGUGUCCCUAACCCUAAGGACAAACUUUGUUGGGAGAGGGGAUGUCAUUUUCUAGAAUUGCUUUGAGCUGUCAUGGGGGAGAUGUUCUUUCUAUAGUAUCCUGUAAACGUAAAAUGACAGUUAAGAUUAAAGAUUACUGUUUUGUAUAAUUGCAUAUGGUCUCUGAGUAUUCGGUAGUGUUAUUUUAAAGUUCUUAUUUGGAAUUCUGACCAAAGCAUUGUAAGAAGGCUCACCAUUUCCACAACUGGUCCCCCAAAACUAGUCUCAUAGUAGCACUAUUAGUGUCAUGAUGUCAUAAUUAACCAGGAGGAGUCAGUGUUGUGGGCACCAUCUUCUACUUGGAAGUUUCAAAGACUACUACAAGACAAUCUAGUGUUCAUUGUUGAAAACUUAAACAUUAUUUAUAUAUACAUAUAUUCAAUGAAAGAUACAAUAUAGACAAAA